This is a messenger RNA of Adineta steineri, 387 nucleotides long. The record is from the annotation of a GenBank genome assembly. NCBI's taxonomy places the organism in Eukaryota, Metazoa, Rotifera, Eurotatoria, Adinetida, Adinetidae.
AUGUCAACAAAUCCAACAACAGUUGAUCAAAUAAAUGAUGAAAAGUUGAUUGGUCCAUUUGCUAUCGUACCGAAAACAGAUUGUAAACAUUUGGCUGAUCGAAAUUAUACAUUACCACAAUCAGCUCAUCGUGUAAAUGGACGACAACCACCUUGUACUGAUUGCGGUGCAACACAGGAGAAUUGGGUUUGUUUAGAAGAAAACUGUCAACAUAUUGGUUGUUCUCGUUAUCAGGAAAAACAUAUGUUAACGCAUCAUCAAAAUACUGGCCAUAAUAUUUGUUUAAGUUUAUCGGAUCAUUCAUUUUUUUGUUAUGCUUGUGAAGCAUAUAUUGAUAGUCCAAAACUAGCACAAGUCAAUCAACAAUUAAUUGCUGCUUCGAAAUAA